Messenger RNA from Rhipicephalus microplus (southern cattle tick), 810 nucleotides. Its product is annotated as solute carrier family 13 member 4-like. Gene Ontology annotation, molecular function: succinate transmembrane transporter activity; citrate transmembrane transporter activity. Gene Ontology annotation, cellular component: plasma membrane. Gene Ontology annotation, biological process: citrate transport; succinate transport; transmembrane transport. Lineage: Eukaryota; Metazoa; Arthropoda; Arachnida; Ixodida; Ixodidae. The record is from RefSeq and is a predicted model, not a curated record.
AUGGAGGAAGGUCGCUGCGCCUACUGCAUGCUGAUCGUGUUCGAGUACUGGGUGCUGAACGUUAUCCCGGCGCCUGUGGCAUCGUCGGUGCCCCUGGUACUGCUGCCACUUUUGGGCGUUAUGGACCCGAGCCUCGCUGCCGGACAUUACGUGAACGAGACGAUGCUGUUCAUCGUGGGCGUGGUCCUGCUCGCACUCGCCAUGGAAGGGACGAACGUGUACAGCCGCGUGGCGCUCGCCAUUCUGGGCGCGGGCGGCGCCGGCGUCAAGGCCGUGUUCACGGCGCUGAUGGCGCUCGCCUUCUGCGGCACACUAAUCUUCGAGAACGUCCUCUCUACGCUUAUCGUGAUGCCCGUCGUCGAGUGCACCAUGGUUGAGAUCGAGAACGACGCCCUGACGAGCGCUCGGCGACGACGAAUGCUGCGCAAGGCUUCGAUUCUGGCGCGCCUCGCGAACCAGCCCGAAGUGGAGCUGUCCAACCAGCGGCUGCCCGCACUCAUGGGCUCGGUACCACAACUGGUCAGCCCCGGAGGGAUUCCCCAAUUGUCUCGUCGCAGCAGCCGCGACAUCUUGUGGACACCCGAUUCGGGACAGUCAUCCACCUACGGCAAAGGAGCAUUAGGUUCUCGUAGAAGAAGCAGCCUGAUCUCAGUCGACUUCGCUGCCAAGUUUGAACAAGAGUCGAAGAAGUACCUGCAGAUCCGGCGAGUCCUACUGCUGUCCGUCGCCUACUCGGCAACUCUAGGCGCCGUCGGUUCAGUCUUCGGCAAUCCAGCCUCCCGGGUUCUCCGCACGGUGCUCGAAGAGUAA